Messenger RNA from Cydia fagiglandana, 4208 nucleotides. RefSeq names its product trafficking protein particle complex subunit 8 (gene l(3)76BDm). Lineage: Eukaryota; Metazoa; Arthropoda; Insecta; Lepidoptera; Tortricidae. Gene Ontology annotation, cellular component: TRAPPIII protein complex. The record is from RefSeq and is a predicted model, not a curated record. The coding region runs from base 17 to 4180 and encodes 1387 amino acids. The transcript has 19 exons.
AUAAUUUAAAACAAAUAUGGCUAGAUCGGGAAAAACUGCGCAAGAAUUUAUUCAAAGCUCCUUUUCGCCUAUCAUUGCAGUACUAUGCAGUCCAAAAGUAGAACAUGUUACUUCUAAAAACAAUUUGUCUUUUACGGAGCUGUUACAGCCAUUCGGAAGUAUGGACUGGGAAGGUCAGAUUCGAGAGCCAGGUGGAAGUGUAUGUAUUGUUAAAAACUGGAAAGUGAUAAUAAGGGAUGUUCAUUGGAAACCUUUGCCGCCCACUGAAGCAAGGAAACAAUUGAACAAUGCAGUCUUGCACAACUACACUGACAAAACUGUCUUACUAGAGUUAGAUGGCAGAAAAUUUGAUGUACCUCAAUCAACACCUUGGUUUGAAGCUUGGAGAGAGACUUAUCUAGAGGUGCAGUUCCCGUCUGACCAUGAGUACACCAACCACUUCCUCUCUUGCAUCAUCGUGGGCACAACCCUCGAUGAUAAUAUCAUUGACACAUUCAACACCUUAAAUCAGCAGUAUGCACAGCUACAGAAUAUUACGCCACCAAAAUUGCCAAAGUGGUUCAACAAUGGUGUACUGAAGUCAUAUCUUUUGUUACAUGAUGUUUCUGCUGUAAGCAAAGACAAGGCUGAUGCAGCAUUUGAGACCUUAAAACAAACCUUCGGGUCCAGCAACUGUUUUAUGCUGUCAAUUAACUCUAAAAGCACCACAGAUCCAAGUUUACCCACAGAUUACUGGGCUCAGUAUAUAAAACGAUCUAAUGAUUCAACUAGUGAAAUAUUGUCACCAGUGUCAAACCUGCCUACAACACCCCCUGAUCCACAGCCUUUUCCUGUUGGAUCUUGCACAUCAGAUGAUAGUACUGUACCCAAUCAAAAUGUUCCACCAGAAGGUUUGCAUCCACUGACUACUUCUGAGAAUGAUUUUUAUGAUAAUGCUAACAGCUUACAGACUCACUCAUUCUCAGGCAGCUCCGAGAGUAUGAAUGUCAGUGUAAAACCACUAGAUUACUCCACUGAAGUCCAUGGACUUGCUCUGAAUGCCAAUGACAUUGAUUCCAUCAAGAAAUUUCUUCAAGAGUAUGCUGGCAAAGCACUGCUUCCAUAUUUAGAAAAACAAAUAUCGCAGCUAUCUGAACUGGUUGCUAAUAGAAAAGGUGUUAGUAGAUCCUUACUGUCUGCCACCAAAAGAUGGUUUGGUACAGGAAAGGGUGGGAAUACAACUGGCAACAAUACUGUAAUCUAUUCCAGCGAUUGCCCGGAGCUCCAACUGCGUCGUCUAGGCGACCUCUGGUUCCUAUUAGGCCAGUGGCAGCGCGCCUUCGACACGUACCACACGGCCAAGCGCGAGUUCUACGCCGACAGCGCGUGGCUGUGCUACGCCGGGGCCUUGGAGAUGGCCGCGGUCAGUGCCUUCAUGGCGGGUGACGCUAAUAAGAAAACGCAUGGGUAUAUGGAGGAGAGUAUCGUGACUUACUUGAAUACCUGCAGGAUGGUGCAGUACGCGGUGCGAGCAACACUGCUAUCAGUCCUCUGCCUCGGCAGCGCCGGCCUGCACGGCGAGGCCGCCAAACAGCUGAUCCGCAUGACUUCGGAGGACAGCGAUCUCCGCAGCGCCAUGCUACUCGAACAAGCAUCGCUUUGCUUCCUUUCUGGACCCGGAUCGAAGGCUAUGUGUAGGAAAUACGCCUUCCACAUGGUGCUGGCUGGACAUAGGUUUUCCAAGGCGGGGCAGAAGAAACACGCUUAUAGGUGCUACAACCAGGCUUACCAGGUGUACCGCGACAGCGGCUGGCGGCUCUCAACGGACCACGUGCAGUUCGCGCUGGGUCGCCUAGCGGGCGCGCUGCGGCUGACGCGCGACGCGGUGCGCUGGCUCGGCGCGCCGCUGGCGCCCGCCGCGCGCCACCAGCCCGCCGCGCAGCAGGACGCCUUCCUGCGCGAGUACAUGCUGCAGCACCAGCAAUGGGUGGACAGCGAGGAGGAAUUCAAGGAGCACCUGCCAGUGCUGCCGCUGCCGCUGCUGGAGAGCGAGGCCACGUCGGUGCUGUGCGUGGGCCCCGCGCCGCUCUCCUCGCCCGGCCGCGUGCCCGCCACCUCGCUCGCCGUGCACCACACGCCGGACCGCCAGGAACAACACACGUGGCAUAAGCUCGAGGAGAUGCUGCUCCAAGUGGUGUACGGCAGCGUGCCGAUGAUCUUCAAACCCACCGUCGACCUCUACACCAACAAAACCGACUUGAACCCGUUUGCUCCGCAAGGAGAGCCAAUACAAAUAUCAAUCACUCUUCGAAACCCGCUGAAAAUAGUCAUCAUUCUUAAAGACGUCGAGCUUUUGUGGCAUUUCGUUUCGGAGAGCGAUGACUCCAAACAAAUUGUGAACAAUGAGCCAAUGGUGGCGUCCGGGAGCUCUUUGGAAAGCAGCGCGAUUUGCGGGCAGAAGAUCAAAUCCGUGGUGUUGGAGGGAGAGAGCAGUAAGAUGUUGACGUUCAGUCUGACUCCCUUGCGCAUGGGGCGGCUGUGUGUGCAGGGUGUGGCGUAUAAGUUAAUUAAUGCUGGAGAAGGAGGCAAUGAAAAUGCAACUGGGUCGGUUAUAGCAGGGAAACUGAAUUUAUUGUCGGGAAUCAAUGCUUCUGAUAAACGCUUGCAAAUCACUGUGAUUCCGCCCGCUCCGUGUUUACAGAUGACGUUCACGGAAAGCAGCGCGGAGGUGAUAAGCGGGGAGCUUCGCGUCGUCGACGUGGAGAUCCGGAACGUGGGUCCGGUAGACGCGGGGCCCGUAUACUUCGCCGUGUCGCGCCCCGAUUGCGUGCAGCUACUGACGCCCGAUAACGAGGAGCUCUUCAAAUCUUUAUACGACGAGAAGUAUAAGGCGCCUACGGUGUACUCGGACGAGCGGGCGGCACGCUCGGGCGCGUGGCGCGCGCUGGCGGCGCGGCACGUGGCGCGCGGCGCGGGCGGCGUGCCGCGCGGCGCCUGCGCGCGCGCCCGCCUCGUGCUGCGCGCGCGCGCCCGCGCGCCCGAGCUGCCGCUGCUCGCGCUCUACGCGCCCGAGCCCGCCGCGCCGCCCGAGCCGCCCGAGCCGCCCGAGCCGCGCGCCUACAGGCUGCUGCGCCACGUCUUCCGGUUCACGCCCGAGGAAGCAGUGGAAAUAUCAGUCACACCCCGGAGAAGCAUAAAGACCACUCCGAAUAAGAUUUCCGAAAACAUGAAUCUAGUCACUGAGAUUAAGAAUAUCUGCGGAGAGAAAAAUGAUGACAUUAGUAUUGAAGUUCUAGAAGCCUCCUUGCUCAGUAGGCAGUGGCGCCUUACUGCUAUGAUUGCAUCUGACGAUAAAAAUCAACUGUUGCAUUCUCGCGAAAAGAUGCACCUAGUUUUCCAAGCUAGCAGAAUCUUUGAUUUUCCGCCAGAGAGUAAAGUAGGCUGGUCGGGAUUAAAGAUUGCAACGGGACAACCCGAUCCUGAAGACAAUAUAGCAGUCUCACCGUAUUCCCACUUUGUUACUGACUACGAUACUUCCAUAGAUAACAUGGAAGCUAAUGGAAGAUCCGAUACGAAAGCGGGAUUGAUACAAUCCAUGUUUGUGGUGAGAUGGAAGGCUCAUCGCAGGACGAAAGGGACGACUGUGAAUGGCCAGCAUUACCUCUGGCUGGACGACUUCACCAGAGUCCUGUCCCGCGAGAGAGAAGUCGUGUCACCCGAAGCGCCGUUGCAGCUCGACGAAUACGAGAUCAAGUUAGACCCCCACGAUACUAGAAAGAAAAGUAAAGAUAAUGUCGUCGUCUAUAGAAUGGAGCACUCGAACCUAAUCAGUCAUAACUUCGAGAAGAAUAAACUGUGCGUGGUGCCCAUAACUAUCAACAUCGUCAACUGUUACCAAGUCCCUGUGAACGUGUUUAUUGACAUGUCAAAACAAACCAACAGGGAGGGCGGGCGGUCGCUGGGCUGGUGCGGCGCGCUGAGCGGCUCGGGGCCGGGCGAGGCGGGCGUGUCGCUGCGGCUGGAGCGCUGGGAGGCGCGGCGCGUGCGGCUGCGCGCGCUGUGCGCGGCGCCCGGCGCCUACGUCGUGGGCUCGGCCUUCGCCGUGUCGGCCGCCCCGGUCGCGACGGCCGACGCCGCGCUCACUCUCGCGCACGCGUCCGCGCCCACCGACACCUCGCUGCUCGUCGUCCAGACUCCGUAGAGCUCCGGCAUAUUAUUACUGUUCGAUU